UAUCUUGGAGAAGAACGUGAAAAAACACCUAUCAUCGGUGCAAUAUCUAUUGGUAAUCCAUUUGAUCUUGUUGGUGGGAGUAUGUCGUUGGAACGAAGAUUUCUGGGCAAAACAGUAUACUCUCCCGCAAUGGCAGAGAAUUUAAAGAGAGUCUUUCUCAAACACCAAGAAGUUCUUAAGUUGGAUGAUCGAAUCCGUUCUGAACAUGUGCUUGCGGCAAAAACUGUUAGAGAAUUUGACGAUCGUCUGACGCGCUUAAUUUUUCGUUAUGAUACUGUGAAUGAUUAUUAUCGUGAUGCUAGCAGUUGUCGUUUUAUCACGAAAGUGCGUAUUCCUUUGUUGUGCCUGACUGCUGAAGACGAUCCUAUAUCUACAUAUGAACUUAUUCCAUAUGAUGAGUGCAGGUUCAACCCGUACGUGAUUUUGGCUACUACAUCUCACGGAGGUCACCUUGGAUGGUUUACCGGCUUCUGGAAGCCGGUAAGAUGGUGUCUAAACCCUCUCGUUGAAUUUUGUGUGGCAAUAAUCGAGGCUGAUCGGGAUUGCUUAAAUGAAGAAAGACAAACGUCAGAUGACAAAAACGAUAAUCCAGUAGAAGCCGUUGUAUUGAACGAUAAAAUUCUGUCUAACGGCGAGGAUGGGCUGUGA
Paraglomus occultum is the source of this 648-nucleotide messenger RNA. The record is from the annotation of a GenBank genome assembly. NCBI's taxonomy places the organism in Eukaryota, Fungi, Glomeromycota, Glomeromycetes, Paraglomerales, Paraglomeraceae.